AUGGCAGCUCAAGCAUCGGCUCCUAAUCUCACGCUGAACUCGCUCUUGAAUGUGGAAAACAAGAUAUGCCUCGUUACUGGAGGAGGAACUGGAAUUGGAAAGAUGAUAACAGCUGGAUUAGUACAGAAUGGAGCAAAAGUCUACAUUGCUUCACGUAAACGAGACGUCAUUGACGCUACUGCCAAGGAAAUAAACGAUAUGGGUGGACGAGGAGUCUGUAUUCCUCUUACAGCGAAUCUCGAGACCAAGGCUGGAUGUGAGGCACUAGCUAAUGAGAUCAAGAAGUGUGAAAACGUGCUUCAUGUCCUAGUCAAUAACAGUGGAAUCACAUGGGGAGCCCCAAUGACAGAUUUCCCAGAGAAGGGUUGGGAUCAAUUGUAUGCUGUAAACGUGAAGGGUAUCUUUUACCUUACUGCCUUCUUACUGCCUCUGCUUGAGAAGGCCGCAAACGGAAACUUUGAUCCUGCUAAAGUUAUCAACAUAAGUUCUGCCGGUGGUGUCAUGGCCGGAGAUAUUGAAGCUGGAGGACUUGGUCAAGCUGGAACAGGAACUCCUUCAUAUAGUAGUUCCAAAGCUGCUGUCAACCAUCUUACUAGAACUAUGGCACUAACGUUGUCGAAAAAGUUCAUUCAAGUAAAUUGUAUUGCUCCAGGUUUAUUCCCAUCUCGCAUGAGCAGCUUUGCCCUUAAACAAGAGGGGGCUGCCGAAAGAUUCGAUGCUUCUCAACCAAUGAAGCGGAUUGGAGCCACUGAGGAUAUGGCCGGCUUAGCUCUCUUCUUGUCGUCAAAGGCAUCAGCACACAUCACCGGACAAGUGUUUGUACUCGAUGGUGGUCAAAGUGUCACGGCGAGUGGCCGAAUUAUGCCUAAAGCCGCCGUUGUCAAGAAAACUAAAGCCGCAAAGAAGAACACCAACUCGGCUGACGCCAAACGGGUCUCUCCAUACAACAUGUUUAUCAAAACUGAAUUGGCUUCCGUAAAGGCAGAAUUCCCAACAUUGACCCAUCGUGAGGCUUUCAAGAAGGCUGCUGUGUUUAAUAGUAAACUGAUUAUGCCUAAAGCUGAAUCUGUAAAGAAAUCUGGCAAAAAGGUCGUAGGUCAAAAACGUGGUAUUAGUGCAUAUAAUCGGUAUAUGAAGGAACAACUUCCAAUCGUGAAAGCUGAACAUCUUGGACUUGAUCACAAGGCAGCAUUCAAAAUGGUCGCCACCAACUGGAAGCUCCAUAAAGAACAGCAGCUACAGGCUGCUGCUGAAGAAUAA
This is a messenger RNA of Synchytrium microbalum, 1260 nucleotides long. RefSeq lists its product as uncharacterized. The transcript has 16 exons. Lineage: Eukaryota; Fungi; Chytridiomycota; Chytridiomycetes; Synchytriales; Synchytriaceae. The record is from RefSeq and is a predicted model, not a curated record. Gene Ontology annotation, biological process: multicellular organism development. The coding region runs from base 1 to 1260 and encodes 419 amino acids. Gene Ontology annotation, molecular function: oxidoreductase activity.